This is a messenger RNA of Medicago truncatula (barrel medic), 5845 nucleotides long. RefSeq names its product probable leucine-rich repeat receptor-like protein kinase At1g35710. The record is from RefSeq and is a predicted model, not a curated record. Lineage: Eukaryota; Viridiplantae; Streptophyta; Magnoliopsida; Fabales; Fabaceae. The coding region runs from base 2030 to 5611 and encodes 1193 amino acids. Gene Ontology annotation, molecular function: protein binding; protein kinase activity; ATP binding. The transcript has 2 exons. Gene Ontology annotation, biological process: protein phosphorylation.
UAGAAUAGCAUAUGCUUGCAUACAAACCAUUUUUCUACUUAUAACUGAGGAUAGAGGAGAAAACAUGGAAGGUUUCUAUCCUAAAACAAAAGAGUCUAAAACAAAAAGAAGAAACCAUGUAAAGGGGGAUGAACUUCUCACAAGUAUAACCAACAUCUUUCCCUGGUCACACUAAAUAAAUAUCAACCUGGCAGGGGUAUCGAGAUACAAAAUGUGACAAAGUAAUACUUCAUAACAAACAUAUUCAUUUUAAAAAUCCAAGAUACCAAAAUGGGUACAAAGAGUUAAUCAGAACAUUAUGUCAUAACAAAUUACUAAAACCGAGAUACUUAAGUUCGCUUAAAACAAACUACUAAAACAACAAACUGUAGGCAUCAUUAUGUGCCCUAUGAAUUAUAUUGUCUGACAUUCCUUCGCUUACGCCUCAAUGAAUGAUGACAUUCCUUCGCUUACACCUCAAUGAAUGAUACUGAGUGGCAGGCGUGGUCUCAGCUACAAUAUGCUCCAUAGCGAUGUACAAAGGAGUGACUGCAAGCUUCAGAUUCUAUUUAGUGGAAUUAAUUGUCGUCUCUUUGACCCUGACACAGCCUCUAAAUUAGCAGGCCUCAACGGAUUAUUUGGAACACAAGUUAUCAAAAAAGGGCGAGAAACCUCGUAGAACCACACCAAGUAAGUAUCCAUUAUCUGCACGCCAAAUUAGUGUCCACAACUUGUUCAGUCUUCUUCAGUUAUCAGAUGCAGAACAUAAUCCUAAAAAACUUGUUCCAUUUGAAAAAUGCUCAUGUGUAUGGUGCAACAAUAGAGGCAUGUCUAGGGAUACUCUGAACAUAGCUAAAUUUCCUCAACACUCGCUUCGGCAAGUGUGGAUGAGAACAUGAUCUGCCGCACAAUUAUAUGGAUUGAGAUUGAUGUCAUCAACCACAAUGCGAUGACACCGUGUAAGAAUCUAGUAUAGCAUGACCCCUUUUCUAUAUGAACCAGUUAGCAUGUGGACAGUCCUCUCUAUAAGUCACUCUCAUAAUCCCAGACAAAUAUUUUCAAGGUGUUUAUAUAUUCAUGCCUAUGAAAACAAAAAAUUAUAUCAUUAAACAUAAUAGUUCUAGGUAAAUUUUAAAAUAACAAUUCAAGUUACAAAAUUUUACCUACAACAAAAAAGUGUAGCUAGCCAAUAACUUUUCAAUGUUCAUAACUUCAUCUUUACCGAUAUCAAGAUUGACUAUUUCAAGAGUGUUAAUGCAAGUAAUCCAUUUGCAAACCAUCCACAUCUUCGAUCAAUUUUUGUCAUAUUUAGAUUAAAUUAAAGAGUCAUGCUAACUUGUACCCUAAAAAAAAAAUUAAAAAAUUACUUUUGUAUUCAAAUGAUAAUUUUUUUAAAACUUUUAAUAUAUUGAAUGUAUAAUUUCUAAAAAAAGUUUCUAUGUUUAGUUUCUAAACUUGUGCCACAACACACAAGUUAGCAUUUCCGUGAAUUAAAUACAUAACACAAGAUGGGGCCAGCUUGUAUCAUUAGUCUUAUGAACUUACAUGUUGAUAUUGACCCAUGUCACAAGGUUCAAGUCAAGUCUUCCAAAACAUUGCCAAGAAAGACCGAUAUUGCAGAUUUUCAGUCAAUGGAAACAGUUGACUCUUUCAGUUCUGAAACAUUAUAAUGCAUGUACUUGGAUGGAUUUGGAUCCUCUCUGUCGUAUUUUUUACUUCAUUUUUCUCUUUUUUCAAUCCCCACCACUGAACAUAUUCUCUAUUUUCAACCAAAAAAAAAAAAUCCCCAACAAACUAGAUCAUAACUAAGUCCAUAAGUGUCGUGUUUGGAAGGAUAGAUUUUGUCAUUAAAAAAGAUUAGUGAUGCAGGUUGUUGUCCGUUUAUCUUCUAUUCGUUUAUAAUUAAUUUUAAAUAUAUUUUUUUUUCUUGAAAAAUAAAAAUAACAAGUAUGUAUUUGAACUUAUCUAAAUUAAAUUGCAACAGAAAUUAAUACCCUUGUUUUAUAACUUCUCUAUAUAAAUAUAUGAAACACUGCAUGAAACCAAACACAUGUAUCUUAGAGUAUUCACCAUAUCAACAUAUCCCGCCAUGGUGUUCCUAUUUUCAAACCUUCAGUCCAAAAAGCUCUUACCCUUUUGGCUGCUGCUUUCAACUUGUUUUUGUGCAUUCACAACACCUACUUCAACUACUUCAUCAGCAACUUUACAAAGUAGAGAAGCAAGUGCUUUGCUGAAGUGGAAAACAAGUCUUGACAACCAUAGCCAAGCUUUGUUAUCUUCAUGGAGUGGCAAUAAUUCAUGCAACUGGCUUGGAAUUUCUUGUAAUGAAGAUUCCAUUUCUGUCUCUAAGGUAAAUCUCACAAAUAUGGGAUUGAAAGGUACGCUUGAAAGUCUUAACUUCUCAUCACUUCCAAAUAUCCAAACCCUAAACAUAAGUCACAAUUCCUUAAAUGGAAGUAUUCCUUCCCAUAUUGGAAUGUUGUCCAAACUUGCUCAUCUUGAUCUUAGUUUCAAUCUUCUCUCAGGAACAAUUCCAUAUGAAAUAACACAGUUGAUUAGCAUUCAUACUUUAUACCUGGAUAAUAAUGUUUUCAAUAGUUCCAUUCCAAAAAAAAUAGGUGCAUUGAAGAAUCUGAGAGAACUUAGUAUCUCAAAUGCAAGUCUCACGGGGACUAUCCCAACUUCUAUUGGGAACCUGACUUUGUUGUCACAUAUGUCUUUAGGAAUAAACAACCUUUAUGGUAACAUUCCAAAAGAACUUUGGAAUUUGAACAACUUAACCUACUUAGCAGUUGAUUUAAAUAUAUUUCAUGGUUUUGUAUCUGUCCAAGAAAUUGUGAACUUGCAUAAGCUAGAGACUCUUGAUCUUGGUGAAUGUGGUAUUUCCAUUAAUGGUCCCAUCCUCCAAGAACUUUGGAAGUUGGUAAAUUUGUCUUACCUUUCUCUUGAUCAAUGCAAUGUCACAGGGGCUAUUCCAUUUUCUAUAGGAAAGUUGGCCAAGAGUUUGACAUAUCUAAAUUUAGUACACAACCAAAUUUCUGGCCACAUCCCUAAGGAAAUUGGAAAGUUACAAAAGCUAGAAUAUUUAUACCUGUUUCAAAAUAACUUAUCUGGUAGUAUUCCAGCUGAAAUUGGGGGAUUGGCGAACAUGAAAGAGUUAAGGUUUAAUGACAAUAAUCUUUCUGGUUCGAUCCCUACGGGAAUUGGAAAGUUAAGAAAGCUAGAGUAUCUACAUCUUUUUGACAAUAACUUAUCUGGUCGCGUUCCUGUGGAAAUUGGGGGAUUGGCGAACAUGAAAGAUUUAAGGUUUAAUGACAAUAAUCUUUCUGGUUCGAUCCCUACGGGAAUUGGAAAGUUAAGAAAGCUAGAGUAUCUACAUCUUUUUGACAAUAACUUAUCUGGUCGCGUUCCUGUGGAAAUUGGGGGGUUGGUGAACCUAAAAGAGUUAUGGUUGAAUGACAACAAUCUUUCUGGUUCGCUUCCUCGUGAAAUUGGAAUGCUGAGAAAGGUUGUUUCAAUUAAUUUGGACAAUAACUUUCUCUCUGGUGAAAUCCCACCUACAGUUGGAAACUGGAGUGAUUUACAGUAUAUUACAUUUGGUAAAAACAAUUUUAGUGGGAAGCUUCCAAAGGAAAUGAAUUUGCUUAUCAAUUUGGUAGAACUGCAAAUGUAUGGUAAUGACUUCAUUGGUCAGCUGCCUCACAACAUUUGCAUUGGUGGGAAAUUGAAAUACUUGGCUGCUCAAAAUAACCACUUCACUGGCCGCGUUCCAAAGAGUUUGAAGAAUUGCUCUAGCAUUAUAAGACUUCGACUUGAACAAAACCAACUUACUGGAAAUAUAACCGAAGACUUUGGUGUAUAUCCAGAUUUGGUUUACAUGCAAUUAAGUCAAAACAAUUUUUAUGGACACCUUUCAUCCAAUUGGGAAAAGUUCCAUAACCUGACAACCUUCAAUAUUUCCAAUAAUAAUAUAUCAGGCCAUAUACCACCAGAAAUAGGAGGGGCACCCAAUUUGGGUUCACUUGACUUAUCUUCAAACCAUCUCACAGGGGAAAUUCCAAAGGAGUUAAGCAACUUAUCUUUGUCAAACCUCUUGAUAAGCAAUAACCAUCUCUCAGGAAACAUUCCUGUAGAAAUAUCAUCCUUAGAGCUUGAGACCUUAGACCUUGCAGAAAAUGAUCUAAGUGGCUUCAUCACAAAACAACUUGCAAAUUUGCCUAAGGUAUGGAACUUAAAUUUGAGCCAUAACAAAUUCACAGGAAAUAUUCCUAUUGAAUUUGGACAAUUUAAUGUCCUUGAAAUCCUAGAUCUCAGUGGAAAUUUUUUGGAUGGAACAAUACCAUCAAUGCUUACACAGUUGAAAUACUUGGAAACAUUGAAUAUCUCACAUAAUAAUCUUUCUGGUUUUAUUCCCUCUAGCUUCGAUCAGAUGUUCAGCUUAACGUCUGUUGAUAUAUCAUAUAACCAAUUGGAGGGUCCACUCCCCAAUAUUCGAGCUUUCAGCAACGCUACAAUUGAAGUGGUGAGAAAUAAUAAAGGCUUGUGUGGUAAUGUCUCUGGCUUAGAGCCCUGCCCAACAUCAAGCAUUGAAUCUCAUCAUCAUCAUUCGAAGAAAGUCUUAUUGAUAGUUUUACCCUUUGUAGCUGUUGGAACUCUAGUUCUAGCCUUAUUUUGCUUCAAAUUCUCACAUCAUCUCUUCCAAAGAUCAACCACCAAUGAAAAUCAGGUUGGAGGGAACAUCAGUGUACCACAAAAUGUACUUACAAUAUGGAACUUUGAUGGAAAAUUUUUGUAUGAGAACAUUUUGGAAGCCACAGAAGAUUUUGAUGAAAAACAUCUCAUUGGAGUUGGAGGGCAUGGAAGUGUCUACAAAGCAAAGUUGCACACAGGUCAAGUAGUUGCUGUGAAAAAGCUCCAUUCAGUAGCAAAUGGAGAAAAUCCAAAUCUAAAAUCAUUCACAAAUGAGAUCCAAGCUCUGACCGAAAUUCGACAUCGUAAUAUUGUGAAGUUGUAUGGAUUUUGCUCACAUUCACAGUUGUCAUUUUUGGUUUAUGAGUUUGUAGAGAAAGGUAGUUUGGAAAAGAUUUUGAAAGAUGAUGAAGAAGCAAUUGCAUUUGAUUGGAAUAAGAGGGUGAAUGUCAUUAAAGAUGUAGCCAAUGCUUUAUGCUACAUGCAUCAUGAUUGCUCGCCUCCAAUUGUUCAUCGAGAUAUAUCAAGCAAGAAUAUUCUUCUGGAUUCGGAAUGUGUGGGUCAUGUCUCUGACUUUGGAACAGCUAAGCUUCUUGAUCUUAAUUUAACGAGCUCAACCUCGUUUGCAUGCACAUUUGGAUAUGCUGCUCCAGAACUUGCAUACACAACAAAAGUGAACGAGAAGUGUGAUGUGUACAGUUUUGGAGUAUUAGCAUUGGAAAUACUUUUUGGAAAACAUCCCGGAGAUGUUAUAUCCUUAUUGAACACCAUUGGCUCUAUACCUGAUACUAAGCUAGUAAUAGAUAUGUUCGACCAACGUCUCCCUCAUCCUUUGAAUCCCAUUGUUGAGGAGUUAGUAUCGAUUGCAAUGAUAGCUUUUGCAUGUUUGACUGAAAGUUCACAAUCUCGCCCUACCAUGGAGCAGGUAUCAAGGAGCUUGUAAUGUCAAAGUGGUUUCACACAAAUAUCUGAAGAUUAUACUUGGUUAAUAUGCUUGAGUUUUACUUAUACUUCCUUGUUUUUUAAUUUUGUAAACCUUUUUUGACUUGUUUGUAUUAUAAGUUGCUUCACAAAAAAUUGAACUCAAUUGUUUAAAGAAUAAAUGUUGUAGAACUAUAGAGAAAAUUGAAGCUAAUAUAAUGAUGCUAUGUAUUCGUGACAAUCUUUUAUGCCUAUG